AUGUCGGAGGGUCGUCAAACACCUGAUAAUAAUGGUCCUGAUCAGGGCCCACCAGGCUCUGCAAUGCCUUCAACUGAAACUGAAGGUUCAAAGAAAACAUCAGCUAUGCUUAAAACUGCUUUUGAUGAUGGAGCACUCAAAGUGAUGGAAGAUGAAUUUCAGACUGUACUUAAUGAACUUGUUGGUGGUGAUCGAAGUUUAGAUAAAUUUCGUAAUGAAUAUGAAAAACUUCAUAAAGCAUUACUUAAAUCUCAUGAUAGUGAAAAACGUUUAAUGCAAAAAUGUCGAGAAUUAAAUGCUGAAUUAGUUACAAAUUCAGCAAAAGUUCAAUCUGCUAUGAAAUUAAGUGAAGAAGAUAAAAGUGCUAUUGCUUCAUUACGAAAAGAAAUUGAAAAAGCAUGGAAAAUGGUUGAUGCUGCACAUGAAAAAGAACAACGAGCAAAAGAAACUAUACAAAGUUUAAGAAUUGAAAUUAAUAAUUUAAGUAAAUUAGUCGAACAAGGAGCAGGUAUGAAUAAAUGA
Rotaria sp. Silwood2 is the source of this 522-nucleotide messenger RNA. Lineage: Eukaryota; Metazoa; Rotifera; Eurotatoria; Philodinida; Philodinidae. The record is from the annotation of a GenBank genome assembly.